Messenger RNA from Trichosporon asahii var. asahii CBS 2479, 4863 nucleotides. RefSeq lists its product as uncharacterized. The coding region runs from base 1 to 4863 and encodes 1620 amino acids. The transcript has 9 exons. Gene Ontology annotation, cellular component: endosome; trans-Golgi network. Gene Ontology annotation, biological process: Golgi to endosome transport. The record is from RefSeq and is a predicted model, not a curated record. NCBI's taxonomy places the organism in Eukaryota, Fungi, Basidiomycota, Tremellomycetes, Trichosporonales, Trichosporonaceae.
AUGUCUGAGCAGAACGGAAGUUUGCAGCCGGCAGAGGCAGGUCCCUCCUCCGUAGCCUCUGCCAAGGCCGCUUCCACCCCUGGCACCAGGUCAGCGUCACCCGGCCCGGCACAGGCCUCCUCAACACCCUCGUCCGAACCUCAAAACAAGCAACAACUCCGACGACCUGCUUCUCAUGGCCGACUGUCCAAACUCAUGCUUCCAGGCCUAUCACGAGCAGCUUCUCUCGCUCACGACGCUUCGCCCGUCACCGCCUACGCGGGAGACACCGCACUGGCCAGCGGGCGCACGACUCCGGAACAGCGUCGGCGCUCAGCCAGAGUGUCUCAACCCAGCAUUGCCUUCUGGAGUACACACCCGAGCCCUCGACGUCUACGGACAUGUCUUCAGCAUCAUCGGGUCUGGUCAUCCGGCUUGUUCCCGUUCUUCCAGUACGCCGCUACAUCGGUCCGACCAGCGCUCUUGAAUCUCUACGAGACCUAUUACCUUCCUCUCGGAGAGGACUUGCGACCAGCCACGAAAGCUAUGAUUCUCGCGCUGCUUCCGGGGCUUGAAGAAGAGACGGGAGACUUCUUCGACCAGGUUCUCGCCCUGUUGAACACGCUGUCGCAGGCAGUGUCGCAACAAUUUUUCCUGCAGAACAUCUUCCUCGUGCUCAUCUCAAGCCCGGCAUCUCGACUAGCAGCUCUCAACUACCUGGCACGGCAAUUGGUUGAGGUACCGGAAGAGCUGGUUACCUCGUCCGACGUUGGUCUUCUGAUUCGAGGUGUGGCGGCGGUGCUGGGAGAUCAGAACAUGCUUGUUCGUCGCGGCGGGUUGGAUCUGCUCCUGCGAAUACUGCCUCUCGAUGGAGCGAUAUUCCGACGUGUGUACACCUGGUUCCUCAGCGCGGAUGAGUCGACUCAAAACCAGGGAGAGUACUUCAAGCAGCAUGGACUUGAACCUCUCGCCACAACUCUUCAGGCGCAUGAUGUUGCCGAGGCACAGCAGCCGUUCAAAACUUUCUUGUCUCUCCUCGAUAAGUGGGAGAUCGGGCAGGCUCUGUCGACAAAGUUGGCCAUUCCUGUCUUGCAGAUCAUCUAUCAGGCAGCUACUGGACCUGAAGGGAAGGAUGUUCGCAGUACAGUCACGGCGGUGUACGAUGACAUCGAGCCAUCAGUCCUUUGGAAACAGCUUCACGACGCUGUCAACCGAGACCUCGAGAACGACAGCACGGAACACCUAGUCCUCAUCGAUUGGCUUCUGAACGCUGUCACCAAGAGCGACCAUGAAGUCUUGACUAUCCACGCACCACUGCUGCUGUUUACAAUCCUGCAACGUCUCCCGGCGCUCACGAAGCCUGACACGCGCACUGCUGCCCUUCGCUUGGCGAACACCCUUAUAUCGAUGGUUCCUAGCAGUGUCUUCGCCAAUGCGAGGGCCGAGGAUGGUGACGACUCAAUUAUCGAAACCGUUUACGAGAACGAUACAGCGGAGGACGUUUUGGAGCAGCGGGUCAAAGCAGAGGUUGCGCCCCGCAUUGUGACGACCAUUUUCAAGUCGUCGGAGCAGUCAUUGAAGGAGGGAUGGAGCCCAGAGGCAUUAGUUCUGGGCAACUCGUUGACACAGUAUGCGGUGGACAAGGAGCUUGCCCCUCUGAGCACUGUUGACACAACCGCCUGGAUGGCUGCCGUGCUGCGACGAUUGAAGCAGGUCCGAUCGUUCGCAGUAGUCGAAGGGCUCGUGGAUCUGGUUCUGAAGGCCAACCGUUCGAAAGUCUUUGAUCCCCCGGUCGAUGUCACUGCGGACACUGUGAUGUCGGUGGUGUUGGACUCGCUGUUCCGGUAUCUUCGCGCUGAUGCAGCGCUAUACCACACCCGGGCCGUGGAGCUCAUCUGGGACCUCAACUUACUGGCCGAGGUCCAUACCCUGGAAAACGUCAUCGCCCGCAGAAUGAACUCGCCCACGCAUCGACAGGAAGCUUUCGAAGCCUUCGGCGUUUUGUGGCGCCACUCAGGAGAGAUCUUCCAUGUGCCAAUGUUUAUGGUACUGGAGGGACUGAAGAGCGACGAUCCGCAAAAGCUCCGCACUUCCGAAACGUGGAUGCGCUGCAACGUCAAGUCUUACUUCCGAAUGCUCGACCCGCUGAUCAGACGCAUUCUGAACGCUUCACAACCUAUUAAGGGCAAGUUCGAUUCGUCGCAAGUGCAGUACUACGUCACGAGUCUCACGAGUCUGUUUCGCUUUGGCGGCCAAGGACUGAGCAAGGCGUGCAAAACGGCGGAGGUCUCCAAGUCGGUCAACGUUCAGCUCGUCACGACGGCAGAAGCCCGGUAUCCCAACAGCAACAACUACCUGGAGCUGAUGGUGGAGAUGAUGACUGGACUGCUGAAAGAGGACAGCCGGGAUCCAUCUCGCCAGAGAAUGCAAUCGGCGGCAUUGGAGUUGCUCAUGUUCCUCGUCUCUCGCGGCGACCUAACAAGUGUAUCACUUGACCUCAUCAAGACCACUUUGGUGUCGCAACUUCUCCUCGCGACUCAGCACCGUCGCCUCACAUUGCAAAACAGCAUGCUGCACCUUCUUCAUUCGGCCAUCACUACAGGAAACGAGAAGCGGCGUGGACACCGAGUGACCUCGUCGACGUUCUCUCUCCCGGAGAAGGGCGGGGCCGCAGUCCCAGUGGAAGACCCCCAGGCAGAGUUCGAUCGAUCGCUGGUUGGAAUGAUCGAAACCGGUGUAGCAGCACCAGGAAAUCGGCCGAUUCUCCAGCAUUGGAUCGAUUUCGUGCUCAUGGUCAUCUCAUACUUCGACUACAAGCCUCUCCACUUGCGUACCUUGAGCGACGCCUUCUGCGAGCAGCUGCGAGACACCAUGCUCAAUCUGCACGCAACGUUCACUUCAUCUUCGAUUGAUGAUCAAGCUGCGACCGUGACUGAGGCUGAACCCAUCAUGCUUAUCGGUGUGGUGGAGCGACUGGCCAUGGUCCUCGGUGCUAAAGCCGGCUCGCGUAAGAGCGAUGAUCGUGAAAAGCACGAUCGGGAGGGAGGGCUUCUCGGAUACCUGCCCACGGUGUUCUCCGUAGAGGCCCCGCCAGACUUGCCGUUGGAAGCGGCUCGCUACCUCGACAACGUGAUGGACGCACUCUUGGUCCUCUGGACUGUGACGCAAGAGGAUCUUGAGCCUGAUCACCUGCAAAAGCCCUACUCCACGGCUUCGCAGACUCAGAUCAUGUCCCGCACACGAGACAGGGCUCAGAAGGCGUUGGAGAAGCUCUUCAAGGGACAUGCUUCCGAAGUUGUGGGCAGCUCCAUCGUCACCUGGGCUAAGAACUCCGACGACAUCGCGGACGCGGCGAUCUUCGACUGCCUAGACAACCUGGCGCCCAGUAAGUCAGCGCUCCGUUCACCGGCUAACCUCAGUUCUAAUCCCGUCCUCCCUGCCUUCUUGGAGGCGUAUGUCAGUCAACUCGAGGGGCCGAUCGCCGUUCAGGUCUGGAACCCUCUGUACGCUUACGCUCGCGAAGUUCUCAGCCAGUCUGGCAGUGGCGCGUCCAGGGCGCAAUUGUUCCCCGUCCUGCGUAUCCUUACUGUACUCGGUCAGAUUGUCUCCACGACUAGUGCUCUUGAAGACCGGCGAUUACGACGCGACCUCCAGGAUACGUACGUCAAGAUCCUCGAUGCUGUUCUUUCUGGAGUAGCCAAGGGCGGCGAGGCCACGACAUGGGAGCGCGACGGGCAGCUGUCGGCGGACUCAUCCUCUAUUCAGGAAAAGCAAGGGUCCGGGACCGGUCCUCCAGUGUACUCCUUCGUAGGAGGAAAUGUCGUCCGCAAUCUGCGCACUUUCCUGAGCGAUAACGACCGCGUUCUCUCAGCGUGCUCGGCCAUUUCGCAAAGUCUGGUUGUGCCUGUAUUCCGGCGGCACAAGUUCAACGACGACGCGACAGUGACUCUUCUGCGCGAGAUGGCGAAGAUUCCGCCCGCCGCCAAAGCAUGGCGUCCGCCCCUCGCCGACGCAUUCAACGACAACCGCUUUUUCAAGAUCACGCCGCCGCAGUCGGAGCCAUGGAAGCCUCUCGUCUGUGCGCUGAUGGAUAGUGACAAGGAGCGCUUCACUGAGCUAAUCGGCCGGAUCGCCGCGGCACCGUCAGCAAACAUCUUCACGAACCGUGAGGCGGAGACUGUUUCCCGCUCUCUCAAUCUCCGACGACUGUCUUUCGUCUUGCUGGCUGCCGAGCGUAACCACUACCUCCCACAGCUUCCCAUGAUCCAGGAGAAGCUCGUCGAGAUCUUGCGCAACCACGUCGUCUCACCGCGCGUGCAUUCCGAGGUAUACCUGUGCCUCCGCGUGCUGAUGUGCCGCGUGUCGCCACAGCACCUGACGCAGUUCUGGCCCGUUAUCUUGACGGAGCUCCUGCGAGUCUUCGAGUCCACGAUGGACGAGCUGCCAGAGGAUGGCAGCGACGAUGUAACGUUGGUGCUGGCGGCCUGCAAGUUCCUCGACCUGCUUCUUGUCAUUCAGUCCGAGGACUUCCAGGUCCACCAGUGGAUCUUCGUGACGGACACGACCGACGCCGCGUACCCGCCAGACCAAUACUCGCCCGAGGCGCUAAUGGACCGCCUGGCCGAGAUCCUGAUGGAGCACUCGACGAUGAGCAAACCGGUCGAGAACACGGUCGACAUCGAGCCGUAUGAUAUCAACUCUGGACACCCGCGGCGGCCGCAGCUGUCUGGCGUCAAAUCGCUCAACAGCAUAUACCAGCUGCAGCCCUUCUUCGCCCGUGCCAGCAUCGGCACUUUUGAUGGAGUAUAUGCGGACGCGGGAGUGGAUUGGGACGCGAUCGAGGAGGGCAUCACGGGCGAGAUUUUCGAGGGCAAGGCAAUGUAG